AUGGCACCCCCUCGGUCGGUGAAGGAGACUCAGAGGCUCACCGGCAUAAUAGCUGCUCUCAAACGCUUCAUGUCGAAGUCGGCCGAUCGUUGCUUUCCCUUCUUCCACACCAUCAAGAAGAUGAAAGAUUUCCAGUGGACGGAGGAAACCCUGUACUUAUACUUAUCAGAGGGGGACGAGGUUGUCAGCUCGAUCUUGUGCACCUUCAGUAGACCCCGCGGCCAACCCCUUGAAGAUGAACCAAAAGAGGUGCACUUGGCCGAGGAAGCCCAUCCAACAUGGAGACUCUUUGUUGAUGGUUCGUACAAUGCCAAAGGAAGCAGAGCGGGCCUCAUCCUCACCCCCGACGAUGCCGUCAUAGAAUAUGCGCUGAGAUUCGACUUCCCAGCAUCCAACAAUGAAGCCGAGUACGAGGCCCUCCUUGUGCGGUUACAGCUCGCCAGGGACCUUGGCUCCAAGCAUAUCGAAGUCUUCAGCGAUUCGCAACUAGUGGUGAAUCAUGUCAACGGUGAGUACGAGGCCAGAGAACAAAGCAUUGCCAAGUACCUCGCCAAAGUUUAA
Molecule: messenger RNA, 561 nt
Organism: Nelumbo nucifera (sacred lotus)
Lineage: Eukaryota; Viridiplantae; Streptophyta; Magnoliopsida; Proteales; Nelumbonaceae
Molecular function (GO): nucleic acid binding; RNA-DNA hybrid ribonuclease activity
Source: RefSeq, a predicted model, not a curated record